AAUCCAAGGCCACUCCCACCCAAUCUAAGUCCGUCUUGGAGACAGGAAUGGUCCACUAGGCCCACCACCAAUCUCCGCUUCAUUGGACAUCUGGAACUCAUCCCACAUCUCAAAGAAGCUCUCCCUAGUCAGACCUGCCUCCAGUGCAGCAGAGAAAGCAGCAGAAGCAGAGCUGCUCUUGCCAUUAGCCAGGAUCCAGUCCUUCACAAAGGUGGGCAUGGUGUGCAUGCACUUGUGAGCGAUGUGGCCAGUGCGUCCACAGCGAUGGCAGCCCCUGGUGGUAGGGUCACACCAACGAAAACCUUGGGAAUCCAGCGGAAAUCCGUCCCGGGCAAUGCUGCCAGUGAUGGGGGAGGUGUAUGAUGACGUGGCAGAUGCUGUGCCUCGACGUGGCGCCAAUGCAGCCAGUUGCCAGGCUCGAAAUAUUGCCAUCUUCAAUUUUGAGAACCACUCCAGGGUCUGAGCUUGAGCUGGCAAGCUGGGUGAUGCAGUCUUUGAGUUUGGGCUCAGGAGAGCGUGCAAGGAGAAUGGUGCGGACUGUGUGGAAGGCUGGGUGAAGAUUCAUAAGCAGGACAUCUUUGUGGAUGGUGGAAUCGAUGGAAACACCCAUGGCAGCCAGUUUCUUCACUGCAUCCCCUACAGCUCGAAUGUAGACGUUGAUUUCCUUGAUGGGGUCAUGGGAAAUAGAGUGCAGCUCGGCCCUGGCAGCCAUCCUGGUGCUCAUGCUCGAUUUUUCGAAGUGGGCCUUGAGGGCUGCCCAGGCAGCAGUGGCA
Mycena citricolor is the source of this 773-nucleotide messenger RNA. NCBI's taxonomy places the organism in Eukaryota, Fungi, Basidiomycota, Agaricomycetes, Agaricales, Mycenaceae. The record is from the annotation of a GenBank genome assembly.